Messenger RNA from Daldinia childiae, 1221 nucleotides. RefSeq lists its product as uncharacterized. NCBI's taxonomy places the organism in Eukaryota, Fungi, Ascomycota, Sordariomycetes, Xylariales, Hypoxylaceae. The coding region runs from base 1 to 1221 and encodes 406 amino acids. The record is from RefSeq and is a predicted model, not a curated record. The transcript has a single exon.
AUGUACGCUUCUCAAUACGUGGCCGCGGAAACUCGCCAAAUGGACGAACUAUGCCGUAGAAUAGACAGUGCUAAAUUGUGCGCACGCGCGUCGCUGCGUAGAGGAGGAAUUCCUUGCACUGUCAACUUGUCGGCAAAGAACCUUUCGUCUAUGAUGGGUGGCCAAAAUUGCCAUGCCGAGAUUACCUUUGACGACAACGUGAAAUGGCUCGCUCGAUUCCGUUUGUCAAAUAUCUCAUCGCCUCCACUAGAAUGUCGCGACUACAUCCUUCGGAGCGAGGCAGCCACAAUGGACUUUUUACAGAAGCACACACGUAUCCCCUCCCCGAAAGUUUUCGAUUGGGCAUGCGAAUCAGACCCAAGUAACCCAUUGGGACGGGUAGGCUAUAUCUUGAUGGAAAAGAUGGAAGGGAAACCCUUGGAUUGGCAAGGGGCCAACUCGCCGCAGAGAGAGAAGGUCAUGCAGCAAUUAGUUGACAUAUUUCUUGAAAUCGAGAAACACCCAUUCAAUACGAUGGGGUCAAUGGUCCCAGCUAGCAACCCAACAAGGUACGAGAUCCAGGGCAUCGCCCAUCAUGAAGUGUAUUGUUUAGAAACUACCGGGCCCCUAGGCCCUUUCCACUCUUCCCUAGAGGGAGCCGACGCUCUUAUCAAAUUGUACCUUGCUAUGAUAGCAAGCGGUGAGAUAGAGGCUACUUAUCCGAUAGAUGUUUUCCUCAUGCAUCGCUUCCGUUUAGAUCUUCUAAACGAUAUCGAGAAAGAUGCUCCGUCGGGAGGACCCUUUUUCCUGAAGCACCCCGACGAUAAGGGCGAUCACAUCCUUGUAAACGAAGAUUUCGACAUCGUCGGAAUGAUAGACUGGGAGUGGUGCCAGACAGUUUCAAAGAAAAAUGCAUUCUCCUCGCCAUGUAUGAUGUGGCCCGUUGCAAAGUUCUACGACGGUUCCAACGAGCUUGCCGAGGAAGAAUUGCGACUAGCUAUGAUCUUUCGGGAAAGAGGUCGUGACGAUCUAGCCAAAUACAUUGUCGAGGGAAGGAAAGUGCAGCGAUUCUUCUUUGCUCUGGGCGCUGGCAGCGGAUCCCAUAAUGAUCGAAAAACAAUGAUUGAUCUUUUCAUGGGCCUUAAACGAGCCUUCGACUCUGGAGAGGAAGAUUGGGAGGAGUGGAGGGCUAAAGCAUUGGUUAGGUGGAAGGAUGAUGAAUUAUUGCAAGUUUUAUUGUAG